AUGGCUGAAAAACCCGAAGAACAACAAAACACCGAACAAGUGUGCAACUUUUUUAGAAAACCAUCAAAGAAGAAAAACAUCCGAAAAAGAGCUCAUGAUGAUGAAAUGGACGAAGAAGAGGAACCUUCUGUUGUGAUCAACAAGAAAAAGGCUGUGGCAGCUGACAAUAAGUUACAUUUUGCUACUGGAUCAUCUAAGCGAUCAGAACAACAACAACAACCAGAGGCUGACAACACAAAAGCAACAAUUUUCCAGUUUGAUUCCUCUAAAGAAAUUCAAGUUCAAAACGACAGUAGAGCCACUGCAACAUUAGAAACAGAGACAGACUUUUCUAGAGAUGCAAGGGCGAUUCGGGAAAGAGUUUUGAAGCAAGCAGACCAGGCUUUGAAAGGGAAGGGGAAUGGAAAUGGAAAUGGUGAUGAGAAGUUGUAUAAAGGUAUUCAUGGAUACACGGAUUACAAGGCAGGUUUUAGGCGAGAGCAAACUGUUGCUAGUGAGAAAGCAGGUGGAUCUCAUGGACCACUGAGAGCUUCUGCUCAUAUUAGGGUUUCUGCAAGGUUUGAUUACCAGCCGGACAUUUGUAAGGAUUAUAAGGAGACAGGGUAUUGUGGGUAUGGUGAUUCCUGUAAGUUUAUGCAUGAUCGUGGGGAUUAUAAGUCUGGAUGGCAGAUGGAGAGAGACUGGGAUGAAGCAGAGAAGGCAAGAAAGAGGAAAUUGGCAUUGAAGGGCGAUGAUGAUGAUGAUGAGGAUGAAGAUGAGCAUAAUGAUGAUGAUGAUGAUGAAGAUGAGGAUGGACUUCCGUUUGCUUGUUUUAUCUGCAGGCAGCCGUUUGUUGAUCCGGUAAUGACCAAGUGCAAGCAUUAUUUCUGUGAGCAUUGUGCUUUAAAGCAUCAUGCAAAGAAGAAAAAGUGCUAUGUGUGCAACCAGCCUACACUUGGGAUAUUCAACACUGCGCAUGAAAUACGAAAGAGGAUGGCUGCUGGAGGGAAAUAAUGAAACAUGUAACUUUCAACCUUUUCUUUUAGCUUUCUUGAUACAUCUUAUGUACUUUACUAGUGUUAUGCAACUUAAAUUCACUUUUUGAAGUUAAUGAAUCUUUACUUAAUACUUAU
Lactuca virosa is the source of this 1112-nucleotide messenger RNA. The record is from the annotation of a GenBank genome assembly. Lineage: Eukaryota; Viridiplantae; Streptophyta; Magnoliopsida; Asterales; Asteraceae.